This is a messenger RNA of Aspergillus pseudotamarii, 738 nucleotides long. RefSeq lists its product as uncharacterized. The record is from RefSeq and is a predicted model, not a curated record. The transcript has a single exon. Lineage: Eukaryota; Fungi; Ascomycota; Eurotiomycetes; Eurotiales; Aspergillaceae. Bases 37 to 702 code for a protein of 221 amino acids.
GUCAAACGCUAGUAUUUCCACCCGGCACACACCACAAUGAAUUUUCCUUCCGACAAUUUUCGGCCUGAUGAGCCAUCCAAACGAGACCCUACUAUCGACGCAUACUCUAGCCAAGCCGACCAACUUGAAAGGCUCCUACAGCAGCACGGAUUCAAAAUCCGGGGGCUUGUAGUUUAUCGUUACACAUAUCAAAGCGAUUCCGACUGGGAAAAGUCCAUGACUCGGUUUCUCUACCAUGUUACCAAAUCGCUUGAGUACUACAACGGCCUUGACCUAUUAGAAAGCUUAGCCCCUACGGUCGUCGAAGACGAAUCUUUUAACGGCGCGACUACUGCUUUUUUACGCAAUCAUUUCCAAGAGUGGGCUGCAACAGUACCGCAAAUGGAGCAGGGUGCUGACUAUUCCCCCUUCGCAGCAUCGGGUCGGUAUCGCUUCUUCAUCAUGGUAGACCAAGAGGCUUUAGAAUCAGUUCUAGGCAUACCGAAUCCACAUUUUAGUGUCAGAACUGGAUUCGUUCGUCUGGUCAAUGGGGUUUGGGAGCCAGACGAACUGGAUGAGGAGAGAUUGAAGGAGUUUGGAAUAUCUAACCCGUCGGAACUUGAACCGGAGGAACCUCCGGAGGGAUUUACAUUAAAGGAUGUCGGCUGGAUGAAGGUGUCGUAUGAGGACGCAGAGGCCUGGGCUCUCCUGGAUUUUGAGUGAUAGCUUAGACUGGUCAGACUUUUACCAGCAUCCUCC